CACACCCUUCCACUUCCCCAACAUAGAAAAUAACAAGAAAAAUUUGAAAAAAAAUCUCUGAUCCGUGAAGGCUCGGAUCCCCUGCUCUACACUCCAAAUUUCAUGUCCUGUUUCUUCAUUUUUGUUUCUUUUGGGUUUCAUAUGUAGUUUUUCUCCCUGAAAUUUCCUCUCAUGCGGGUUUACGAUGCUUAACGUACACCCUUCUACAGGGUCUUGUUAGAUCCCAUUCUUGCCGUUUCCUUUUUAUUUCUUUCCUUUAAAUUUUUCUUUCUUUCUUUUCAUGUUUGCCUUAUUCGUAUAGUUCUUCUAUCUGCAUUGGGAAAAUAGCGAUCUUUGCUAACAAUGGAGAUUUCUUAUUGGAUCUUUGUUUUUUCGAUUCUUCUCUUCUCUUUGGUAUCUGGGUCUUCCUCAAUUGAUAAUUUUCAUCAACCAUUUCCUAUUGUGGAGCCUGAUCCUGGUCAUACAAAGCUUCGUCUUUCAAGGGAAGGCUUGGAAGCCAUCAGCAGAAUAACUACCCCUAUUUCAGCUGUUGCUGUCAUUGGUCCCUACCGUUCUGGCAAAUCUUUUCUGCUAAAUCAACUUCUUUCACUGUCUUGUGAUGAAGGAUUUGGUGUUGGACACAUGCGUGACACAAAAACAAAGGGGAUUUGGGUUUGGGGAACCCCGCUAGAAGUGGAUAUUGAUGGAGUAAGAACUUCUGUUUUCUACCUUGACACCGAGGGUUUUGAAAGUGUUGGGAAGUCAAAUGUAUACGACGAUAGGAUUUUUGCAUUGGCAACUGUUAUGAGCUCUGUACUAAUUUACAACCUGCCUGAGACGAUUCGUGAAGCUGACAUAUCUCGGCUGUCAUUUGCUGUUGAGCUUGCUGAAGAAUUUUAUGGAAGGUUUGUGCUUCUUCCAUGUACUAAAUUGAAAGUAAUACCAACUAACCUUUCUUGUGGUUUGCUUGACUAAUAUUACAUGGAGAACAGAGUGAAGGGACAAGACAUUGCUUUUGAACCUGCAAAACUUUUGUGGCUUAUCCAGCGUGAUUUUCUGCAAGGAAAAUCAGUGAAAGAAAUGGUGGAUGAGGCACUUAGGCAUGUCCCUAACAGUGAUGGGGACAAAAAUAUUGAUCAGGUUAACCAGAUUCGGGACUCAUUAGCUGUAAUGGGGGAUAACAGCACGGCAUUUAGCUUACCACAACCUCAUCUCAUGCGAACAAAGCUUUGUGACCUGAAGGAUGACGACCUUGAUCCCAUGUAUGUUAAGAAAAGAGGGCAAUUGAAAGAGCUUGUGGCUAGUAUUAUACGCCCAAAGAUCGUGCAGGGAAAGUAUUUAAACGGAAAGGAAUUUGUUUCUUUCCUCGAGCAGAUACUCGAUGCUUUGAAUAAAGGGGAGAUCCCAUCAACAGGCUCUCUCGUAGAGGUUUUCAAUAAAGGUAUCCUUGAGCGAUGUUUGAAGCUAUACAGUGAAAGGAUGGGAAAAUUAAGAUUACCUAUGCCAGAGCAAUCCUUACAAGAUGCACAUGAAAGGUCCCGAGAGGAAGCAAUGAAGGCUUUUGAGGAACAACAUUUUGGCCGUCACCAUGCAAAGAAAUCUGCUGACCAACUGGAUGAAGAAAUGAAGGAGGUAUUUAAGAAUGUCAUUAUGACGAAUGAAUAUCAGUCCACAAGGCUGUGUGAGGCACUAUAUACCAAAUGUGAGGACAGAAUGGACCAGCUUCAAGUUCUUAGACUUCCUACUAUGGCAAAAUUUGAUGCAGGUUUACAGCAAUGUAACCAAAGCUUUGAGCAGGAGUGUGUUGGGCCUUCGAAAGCCAAUUACGAGCAACGAAUAAUGAAGAUGCUGGGAAAGUCGCGUUCUCUGUUUAUCAAGGAAUACAAUCAAAGGCUCUUCAAUUGGUUGGUGGCCUUCUCCCUUGUCAUGGUGGUGAUUGGUCGGUUCAUCAUAAAAUUUAUUUUGGUCGAAAUGGCAGCAUGGAUACUAUUUAUAUUCUUAGAGACAUAUACGAGGAUGUUCUGGUCAGCGGAGUCUCUUUACUACAAUCCUGUGUGGCACUUCAUCGUAUCCGCUUGGGAAACUAUUGUUUACAGCCCCAUCCUUGAUUUGGACAGGUGGGCAAUUCCCAUUGCUUGUAUGGCAGCAUUGGGGAUACUUUAUUGCCGGUGUUAUGGAAGACGGAAACACGGGUCACAGUGGCUUUUACCGCUGUACAACCAUCAGAAAGGUGGUUCAAAUAGACCAAGAUCAGAUUAAUAGAGAGAUGUCUAUGCCAUUUGGUUUGGUAGUCUGCUUUUGAACAAUCAUCUCCGGCGAGCUUUUUACAUAUCUUUCAUUAACGUAUGAAAGGCCGCCAAUCGGUUUUUUGUUCUGGAUAGGUUCCAGCCGGCUGGUCUGACCUGCGAUUUGUCAAAUCAAAGUCUGGGAAAGAAUGAGAAGAUGAUGAGGCAGGCAGGCAAACUUUAUAGUAUCUUUUUACUGUAACAUUUUUAACACAAAAUCAUUUGUAUUAAUAUAUAAUCUUUUAAUUUGUUUAAAAUGUCAAUUAUUUAAUA
Messenger RNA from Gossypium raimondii (Peruvian cotton), 2537 nucleotides. RefSeq lists its product as uncharacterized. The transcript has 17 exons. Gene Ontology annotation, molecular function: GTPase activity; GTP binding. Lineage: Eukaryota; Viridiplantae; Streptophyta; Magnoliopsida; Malvales; Malvaceae. The record is from RefSeq and is a predicted model, not a curated record.